Vigna angularis (adzuki bean) is the source of this 1597-nucleotide messenger RNA. Its product is annotated as UDP-rhamnose/UDP-galactose transporter 6. The record is from RefSeq and is a predicted model, not a curated record. Lineage: Eukaryota; Viridiplantae; Streptophyta; Magnoliopsida; Fabales; Fabaceae. Gene Ontology annotation, molecular function: antiporter activity; UDP-galactose transmembrane transporter activity. The coding region runs from base 248 to 1213 and encodes 321 amino acids. Gene Ontology annotation, cellular component: Golgi apparatus. The transcript is spliced from 6 exons.
UGUUUUGGUUUCGUACCAUUCCCACAGAAAAAAAAAAAAGUGAGAAACUCGAACCUCAAAUCUCAACACAAUCAAAAGUUUCAUUUCUCUUCCAUUUUCUCACGCUAUCAGCAUCAACAGUGACACGUCAAUGAACGGCUUCUUUUUUUGCUAGAUGAAUUGACUGGCAUGUCAUUUUAUUGUGGAUAGAGUGCUAUGGAGUAUAGGUAGGAAACACCAGUGGUAAAGUUUGAGAAGCAGAAAGAACAUGGCUCCAGCUCGCAAGGCUGAGGAUAAGGCGGCGGUGGAUGCAGCUGCAUGGAUGUUCAAUGUUGUUACAUCUGUUGGAAUUAUCAUUGUAAACAAAGCUUUGAUGGCCACUCAUGGCUUCAGUUUUGCUACAACAUUAACAGGCAUGCACUUCGCUACCACAACUUUAAUGACAAUCAUACUAAAGAUGCUGGGAUUUGUCCAGCCUUCUCAUUUACCCUUGCCAGAACUCUUAAAAUUUGUUGUCUUUGCCAACUUCUCUAUUGUUGGAAUGAAUAUUAGUUUAAUGUGGAACUCAGUUGGAUUUUAUCAAAUUGCAAAGUUAAGUAUGAUCCCUGUAUCAUGCCUGUUGGAAGUUGUUCUCGACAAGAUUCGGUAUUCAAGAGACACGAAACUGAGCAUAGGUGUUGUUCUUUUGGGUGUUGGUGUUUGCACUGUUACUGAUGUGAGUGUUAACGCUAGAGGAUUCAUUGCUGCCUUCAUUGCAGUGUGGAGCACUUCUAUGCAACAAUAUUAUGUUCAUUAUCUUCAAAGGAAGUAUUCUCUAAGUUCUUUCAACCUAUUGGCACAUACAGCACCUGCACAGGCCGCAUCACUACUGUUAUUAGGACCUUUUCUAGAUUUUUGGUUGACAAACGCAAGAGUUGACAAAUAUGACUAUAAGACUGCCUCGUCGAUAUUCAUAUUUCUGUCAUGCACCAUUGCAGUUGGUACCAACCUAAGCCAAUUUAUCUGCAUCGGCAGAUUCACUGCUGUUUCCUUUCAAGUACUGGGACAUAUGAAGACAAUACUUGUUUUAAUCAUGGGGUUCUUUUUCUUUGGUAAAGAGAAUCUCAAUCUCCAAGUGGUUUUUGGAAUGUUUAUAGCUAUAGUUGGAAUGAUUUGGUAUGGCAAUGCCUCAUCCAAACCUGGUGGAAAGGAGCGCCGGGGCCAUUCUCUUCCUACCAACAAAACAGAAACAUGAUAGUUUAAACAACAUUCACUAAUUUUUGUUGUUUUCAAGUGGGGUGCAUUAUUUGCCAAAGUUGAGCAUACGAAGAUAGCUGAUUCUAGGAAAGUGUUAUAAUUAUUUUAAAUUAAACCUCAUUGGUUCCUAAUUAUUUUCAACCACAUUUUGUAAUUCAUAAAAUUUUAUCUCUUUGUAUUCUUAGGGCCAUUUGAUAUUUCCUUAUAGAUCUAGCUUCCCAGCAAAAAAAUUCAUCUUUGGAAAAAUAGAUGAAUAUAUUAUAUUCUUUGUUGACUCCUUUUUCGAAACUUGUACUGUACUUUAACAGUGUGCCGUUGAAAUUGAUUCAGUCAUUCAUGUGUGAAACACAUUAAGGCAUACAAGCUUUUAGUAUUCUUCUCA